Molecule: messenger RNA, 2622 nt
Organism: Rubroshorea leprosula
Lineage: Eukaryota; Viridiplantae; Streptophyta; Magnoliopsida; Malvales; Dipterocarpaceae
Source: the annotation of a GenBank genome assembly
AGGCCUAAAACCCGCCACGAACGAACCUUUGGUGGAUUCAGAGAGCUUCAAAUCAAAAGGAUUCUGGAGAAGACCGUUCCUCGGUUCCUGUGCCGGACGCUUUAGUUUAGACUUGAUUCCCUCUUAAAUCUUUUACUCCAACCUCUUUUAAAAGAUUUCGUUCCAGUCUUUUCUUUUCUUUGAAACCUUACUGUCCGAAGAGCUGCACGGACAACGACGUAUUAAUGUCCGAUUCAGGAUCAAGAGCCUGAGGUCCCUACAGACCCAACCCCAAACAGAACGCAGAGACAUGGUGGCUGGUAAGGUAAGAAUGGCGAUGGGGUUGCAGAAGUCGCCGGCAAAUCCAGACCAAAAUAACUCUCCCAAGCCGCCAUUGCCGUCACCGAGCUCGGCCGGGAAGAACAGUUCGCAGAAAACGGUUUUCUCGCGUUCUUUUGGUGUCUACUUUCCGCGGUCUUCGGUUCAGGUGCAGCCUCGCCUGCCGGACGUCACGGAGCUACUCCGUCUGGUGGAGGAGUUGCGCGAUCGCGAGUCCAAGCUCAAGACCCAGCUUCUCGAGUUCAAGCUGUUGAAAGAAUCGGUUGCUAUAGUACCUGUACUGGAGAAUGAGAUUGACGUGAAAAAUGCGGAGCUGGAGCGAGUCUCGAAAGAGAAUGAGGAUUUGAGAUGUGGAAAGGAAGCAUUGAAAAUAGAGGUGGAAGAAAUGAAGAGAGGGACUGAGGCGGAGAGAAAGGAAAGGGAAGAGAAAAUGAGAGAACUAGAAGCGGAGGUAGCAGAGCUGGAAGCAAGAAGAAAAGAAAGCGAAAAAAAACAGAGGGAAAUGGAAGCGGAAAUUGAAGAGACAGAGACGAACAGAAAGGAAAGCGAAAGAAAAAUAAAGGAAAUGGAAGCAGAGAUUGCAGAGCUGAAGAAAAUAGCAUCUGAAAAAGGCAGAGCAGAGAUGACACCCGAGAGUGAAGAGCUUUCUUCGUCGCUGAGGUUUCAAGGUCUAAUGGAGGUUAGCAUGAAAUCGAAUCUGAUAAAGAGUUUGAAGAGAACAAACAGUUGCAGGUAUAAUGACAUCAGCUUAAAUUUGGAGAAUCAGAGAGUUGAGAACUCAGAUUUCAGAAGGGAAGAAACGGAGUGUGAAAGACGGAGGCACUCCCAGUGUAACCCUGAGGAACUCACUGAGUCGACUCUGUCUAAUCUCAGAUCUCGCGCUCCUCGAAUUCCAAAACCACCACCGCGACCGUCAUCAUUAGGGUCGUCAACAUCGACAUCGUCUAAUGCCUCUUGCGAUUCCACGGAGAGCAAAGGUUCAACGGAGAGGUCAUUUCCUCCUCCUCCUCCUCCUCCUCCGCUGCCGCCACCUUCAGCGAAACUGGGUCCUCCUCCACCACCAGUGAAGGCCGCGCCUCCACCUCCUCCUCUUCCUCCAAAGGGAACAAGAGCGACUGCGGCGAAGGUGAGGAGAGUUCCCGAGGUAGUGGAGUUUUACCACUCGUUAAUGCGGAGGGACUCACGGAGAGAUUCAGGCGGCAGCAAUGUGGCGGAAGUUUUGCCGGUAAUCGCCAAUCCACGUGACAUGAUCGGAGAGAUUGAGAAUCGGUCAGCGCAUUUGCUUGCGAUAAAGACAGAUGUAGAGACACAGGGAGACUUCAUAAGGUUUUUGAUUAAAGAAGUUGAGAAUGCUGCAUUUACAGACAUUAAGGAUGUUGUGCCUUUUGUCAAGUGGCUUGAUGAUGAGCUCUCAUACUUGGUGGAUGAAAGGGCAGUUCUCAAACACUUUGAUUGGCCAGAACAGAAGGCUGAUGUAUUGAGGGAGGCAGCAUUUGGGUAUUGUGAUCUCAAGAAGCUGGAGACUGAGGCUUCAUUAUUUCGUGAUGAUCCUCGGCAGCCUUGUGGUCCUGCUCUCAAGAAGAUGCAGUCCCUCCUUGAAAAAUUGGAGCAUGGUGUUUACAAUCUUUCUCGAAUGAGGGAAUCUGCUACCAAGAGAUACAAAGAAUUCCAAAUUCCUAUGGAUUGGAUGCUAGACACUGGAAUUGUAAGCCAGAUUAAGCUAGCAUCUGUAAAAUUAGCAAUGAAGUACAUGAAAAGAGUAUCAGCAGAGCUUGAGAUUGUGGGUGGUGGCCCUGAAGAAGAGGAGCUGAUUGUUCAAGGGGUUCGAUUUGCAUUUCGUGUACAUCAGUUUGCAGGAGGUUUUGACGUGGAAACAAUGAGGGCGUUCCAGGAGCUGAAAGCCAGAUCGUGCCAUGUACAAUGCCAAACCCAGCAACAACAAAAAUUUGUAUGCAGGUCUAUGCCAUGCUAAUCUGUAGCAAGCUCAGGUUCAGCAUGCCACCAGUUUAUUGUUGUAAAGAUAGAAUAUUAAUAUGUUUGUGAAUACAACUGCCACAUUGAAUUAAAUUUUAUUCAGAUCAACCCAUAACUAGUUUCUUGCUUCUGUAGCAUAAUCUCUCGAAAAAGGGCAAUUUCAACCGGAAUUUUCACCUAUGUUCCUUAGAGCCUGUAGCUUAGCUAACAGUACCGGUGCCAUGCUGCCCAUGCUAGCGGAAAUGUCACGUACUACCAUGCCUGUAAUUAACUUUCUAGCUGAUGUAACAGUUGUGACUUGAAAGUUGAGAAUAAUGUUUUUAUUUCACA